AUACAACGUGAAUCCUUAAUCAUACGCGCAACUUCCGUUACGUUAGUGAACAAUACUCGUUUAUAUUUUUAUACGAUUGUAGAAAAGAUGGGUGAACCUUCUGGAUUGACUAACAGCGAAGCUCGUGAGCUUUGUAAGGAAGCAGACCCAAUGACAAAUGAUUAUAUUAUGCAACAAACAAUGUACCGUAUUAAGGAUCCUAAAAAAUCAUUACCUUUCUAUACAGAGGUUCUUGGAAUGCACUUGUUACAAAAGCUUGACUUUCCUGAAAUGAAAUUUUCUCUUUAUUUUCUUGGUUAUGAAAAUCCUAAGGAUAUACCAACGGACAGAAGAGAAAGUAUUGAAUGGACUUUCUCUAGAAAAGCAACUAUUGAAUUGACCCACAAUUGGGGUACAGAAAUGGAUCCAGAUGCAAAGUACCAUAAUGGAAAUUCAGAUCCUAGAGGAUAUGGUCAUAUUGGUAUUGCAGUACCUGAUGUAGAUCAAGCAUGCGAAAGAUUCGAAAAGCUUAAUGUUGAGUUUGCGAAAAGACCUAACGAUGGUAAAAUGAAAGGCAUUGCUUUUAUCAAAGAUCCAGAUGGUUAUUUGAUUGAAAUUUUAAGUCCAGUUACUGUGGCGAACAUUAUCAUUAAUCAUUAAGAUAUUCUAUAUUUUUACAUACAGACGAAAUUAAAUAUAAUAUAAACAAGUUUAACGAGCAAUGCAUAAUUGAAAUGAACAAACUGAAUAAACAUACCAAGCUCAUUAGAGUUUACUAACAAAUUUUAUUUUUAUGUGUGAAACAAACAUAUAUAUAUAUAUAUAUAUAGAUAUAUAUAUAUAGUAAUUGUACAUUCUAUUUCUAGAUCACGUAAUAUGUACAGUAGUAUGUGUAUCUGUAAA
Molecule: messenger RNA, 882 nt
Organism: Polistes canadensis
Lineage: Eukaryota; Metazoa; Arthropoda; Insecta; Hymenoptera; Vespidae
Gene: Glo1
Product: lactoylglutathione lyase
Exons: 4
Coding region: 88-639 (183 amino acids)
Molecular function (GO): metal ion binding; lactoylglutathione lyase activity
Source: RefSeq, a predicted model, not a curated record